Molecule: messenger RNA, 2446 nt
Organism: Acinonyx jubatus (cheetah)
Lineage: Eukaryota; Metazoa; Chordata; Mammalia; Carnivora; Felidae
Gene: ETV4
Product: ETS variant transcription factor 4
Exons: 13
Coding region: 324-1778 (484 amino acids)
Biological process (GO): regulation of transcription by RNA polymerase II; cell differentiation
Cellular component (GO): nucleus
Molecular function (GO): sequence-specific DNA binding; DNA-binding transcription factor activity, RNA polymerase II-specific
Source: RefSeq, a predicted model, not a curated record
AAAGGGAACGGGGUGGGGGUGUGGGGGUUGGAGAGAGAGUCGAGGCCGAGGCAGAGGAAAUGCACCAAUCAGCGGCUCCCCCGGGCUCACAACUGUCGGCGGCGCCCGGAAAACAAGCGGGUGCGCGGGGAACCCAGGGCCGGGGUUGCCUCGCUCCGGCCUAGCCCCGCGGCCCUCCGUGCGGCCCCGGGGCAAGCUCUCGAGCCCCCGGGGCUCCAAGACAGACGCCCGGGCCUCAGGACGGUGUGCGAACGCAGCCCCCCCGCCCCCAGGUCUCUGCCCCCGCGCGGGGCCCUGGCCGUGCGGCCGGAGGGAGCGGCCGGAUGGAGCGGAGGAUGAAAGGCGGAUACUUGGACCAGCAAGUGCCCUACACCUUCUGCAGCAAAUCGCCCGGAAAUGGGAGCUUGCGCGAAGCGCUGAUGGUCCCGCAGGGAAAGCUCAUGGACCCCGGCUCCCUGCCGCCCCCCGACUCCGAAGAUCUCUUCCAGGAUCUCAGUCACUUCCAGGAGACGUGGCUCGCUGAAGCCCAGGUACCAGACAGUGAUGAGCAGUUCGUUCCUGAUUUCCAUUCAGAAAACUCUUUCCACAGCCCCCCCACCAGGAUCAAGAAGGAGCCCCAGAGUCCCCGCACAGACCCGGCCCUGUCCUGCAGCAGGAAGCUGCCACUCCCCUACCACCAUGGCGAGCAGUGCCUUUAUUCCAGUGCCUAUGACCCCCCUAGACAAAUCGCCAUCAAGUCCCCCGCCCCCGGUGCCCCUGGACAGUCGCCCCUGCAGCCCUUCUCCCGGGCAGAACAACGGAGUUUCCUGAGAUCCUCCGGCACCUCCCAGCCCCACCCUGGCCAUGGGUACGUCGGGGAGCAUAGCUCUGUCUUCCAGCAACCCUUGGAUAUUUGCCACCCCCUCACAUCCUCCCAGGGAGGGGGCCGGGAACCCCUCCCAGCCCCCUACCCACACCAGCUGUCGGAGCCCCGCCCACCCUACCCCCAGCAGAGCUUCAAGCAGGAAUACCUUGACCCCCUGUACGAACAGGCGGGCCAGCCGCCAGUGGGCCAGGGUGGAGUCAGCGGGCACAGGUACCCAGGGGCGGGGGUGGUGAUCAAACAGGAGCAGACGGACUUCGCCUACGACUCUGAUGUCCCUGGGUGUGCGUCAAUGUAUCUUCACACGGAGGGUUUCUCCGGACACUCUCCAGGCGACGGGGCCAUGGGUUAUGGCUAUGAGAAACCUCUUCGACCAUUCCCAGAUGAUGUCUGUGUUGUCCCUGAGAAAUUUGAAGGAGACAUCAAGCAGGAAGGGGUUGGAGCGUUCCGAGAGGGACCGCCCUACCAGCGCAGGGGCGCCUUGCAACUGUGGCAAUUUCUGGUGGCCCUGCUGGAUGACCCAACGAAUGCCCACUUCAUCGCCUGGACUGGCCGGGGGAUGGAGUUCAAACUAAUAGAGCCCGAGGAGGUUGCCAGGCUCUGGGGCAUCCAGAAGAACCGGCCGGCCAUGAACUACGACAAACUGAGCCGCUCGCUCCGAUACUACUAUGAAAAAGGCAUCAUGCAGAAGGUGGCUGGUGAGCGCUACGUGUACAAGUUUGUGUGUGAGCCUGAGGCCCUCUUCUCCCUGGCCUUCCCGGACAAUCAGCGUCCAGCCCUCAAGGCCGAGUUUGACCGGCCAGUCAGUGAGGAGGACACAGUCCCUUUGUCCCACUUGGACGAGAGCCCUGCCUACCUCCCAGAGCUGGCUGGCCCUGCCCAGCCCUUUGGCCCCAAGGGUGGCUACUCUUACUAGCCCUGGCCGCUGCUCCCCUACUGCCGGUGGGUGCUGCCCUGUGUACAUAUAGAUGAAUUUGGUGUUGGGGAAACCCUCACUCUGAAGCCCGCAGAUGUCUUUGGAGCGGAUCCCUGCUGGCCCACCAGUUGCCCCUGCCCAGACUCUGAACUGGAGUUGAUGGGAAGGAAAAGCGGAGACCCUGCAAGUGCAAAGGUGGGGUCUAGAAGCUCCUCUGGGGAUGUCACUUCCAGCCUCUUCCCAGGUUCUACGUCGAGGCCCAAGCUUCACUCCUCUCCCCCAUCACAGAGAAAAGAGUCUGCUCUGUUCUGGGGGACAGAAGGCGCGUUCCCACUUUAUCCUGGUGGAGAAGGGUGCAUUGAGCUCCCCAGAUCUCCCACUGUGGUCAGACAGAAGUCUGGAUCCUGCACUCCGCUCCAAGCGGUGGCCCUGGAGGGUCCUGCUUGUCCAUUCUUGGUGCUGUGUUCCCAGAGGCAGGGGGAGGCUGGAGUAAGGAACCUGGGGUGGGGGAGGGGCAGCAGGGUAGAGGCAGGGAGGGCCGGUUUCCUGCUCCUAGGGCCCUUUGCCUCUUCUCUGCCUUUUCCUAGGCCCGGGCCUGGGAUUCCACCCCCACCUCCACCACAUCUGCCAGACCCCAAUAAAGGUCCCUGCUUCUCCUUAGCAUCCUG